AUGCCUGCCGGAGUUACUUGGGGUCAAUAUAUUUCAUUUUCCAUGGCAGCUUUGGUCUCAAUGCUAGCAGGAUCACAAAUGGUGCAUAUGCGUUAUCAUCCAUUGGACGAUCUACAAAAAUAUAUUAAUAAAGAAUUAGAGAACUUUCCAGAAAAUAUCCAAGAAAAGAUAAAACAGGAGCUCAAGGAAGAAGGGGUGUUAAAAUGA
Molecule: messenger RNA, 207 nt
Organism: Vanessa tameamea
Lineage: Eukaryota; Metazoa; Arthropoda; Insecta; Lepidoptera; Nymphalidae
Gene: sloth2
Product: sloth 2
Exons: 1
Coding region: 1-207 (68 amino acids)
Biological process (GO): mitochondrial respiratory chain complex III assembly
Source: RefSeq, a predicted model, not a curated record